Molecule: messenger RNA, 831 nt
Organism: Leishmania braziliensis MHOM/BR/75/M2904
Lineage: Eukaryota; Euglenozoa; Kinetoplastea; Trypanosomatida; Trypanosomatidae
Exons: 1
Coding region: 1-831 (276 amino acids)
Source: RefSeq, a predicted model, not a curated record
AUGGUGGCGCCAUGUGUGGAGUAUCAGUACGUGGCGACGAAGGGCUGCUGCGGGCUGGUGUGUAAAGCCGCUGACACCGCUAGAGACGGCGAGGUGCUGGCGGUGGUGCCGUGCCUGGCGUGCACCUCACCUUUCAUGGCCCUCGCAUCACCAUGGGGCCAACAGCUCGCUGCCGCUCUACGCACCUAUACCCUGGAGGAGAAUGGUGUGAGAGUGACGUACUCGAAGGAGGCGGCGCUAACAACGGCGUUCACAGCCCUCGCCAUGCAGCCGCGCAGCCCUCUCGAGGCGUACCUGCGCCAGAUGCGGCUGGAGGAAGGCGACUGUGCUUCCCUCACGGUUGCCUUGGGUCCGGAGAAGAUGGUGCACAUGAAGAAAAUCGACGUGUUGAAUAGCGUCGUGAUCGCGCACAUACACGAGGACCUGAGCCGCAGGCAUAUUCACGUGCCCAUGGCGGACCUCUUGCGAGCUCACCGAGCGUGCGCCAGCCGCUGUGUUGAUGUUCCAGGUGGUGAAGAGGUCUUUGGCGGACCAUCCUUGGUGCCGGUUGUGGAUCUCGUUAAUCACGGCAUCACCGAACCCAACGUGAUGGUGCACAUGGAAUCGACCCACCGUUUGGGCCCCUUGCUGCGGCGCCAUAGCCGCCUGAACAUCAUGGAUAACCUCGUGAAGGCCGACACCUUCUGUGUUGUGAUGCGGGCCACGAGGGACGUGAUGGGAGGCACCGAAUUCACGUACCCCUACGCCGACCCUGCCGAAGACCCAUCCUUGUACGCAAACAAGUUGUACUGGGCCUCCCGCUUCCGGUUUGUUCCGCCCGAUGUGACGUAG